This is a messenger RNA of Anisakis simplex (herring worm), 372 nucleotides long. The record is from the annotation of a GenBank genome assembly. Lineage: Eukaryota; Metazoa; Nematoda; Chromadorea; Rhabditida; Anisakidae.
ACCCCGUCAAGUGAUUCGAACAAGGCGGAGUCUGGAAGUAAAACCAGCGGAAGGUCAGGUGAUGAGAGCAAGUCGAAGAAAAGGUCGUCAUCAGUGUCAAAAAGUAAACGAAAGAAACGUCAUAAGAAAAAGAAGGAAUCCAUCAAGGAAUCUGAUAAAGGCACAACAUCUGGAUCAAGCAAGAAGGUGGAGAAUUCAAGCGUGAAGAAGAAAAAGAAGAAAAAGCAUAGACGAUCCAAACAUUCACGUAAAACUGCCAAGAGCAGUAGUAAGAAGAAGCAUCGAAAGCAUAAGCGAAGUAAAAAGUCCAAACACCACAAAUCAGAUAAGGAAGCGGCAAAGACACCUGAAAAAAAUAAUUCACAGCAUUGA